This is a messenger RNA of Zingiber officinale, 1608 nucleotides long. RefSeq names its product RGG repeats nuclear RNA binding protein A-like. Gene Ontology annotation, cellular component: cytoplasm; nucleus. Gene Ontology annotation, molecular function: RNA binding. The transcript has 6 exons. The coding region runs from base 255 to 1397 and encodes 380 amino acids. The record is from RefSeq and is a predicted model, not a curated record. NCBI's taxonomy places the organism in Eukaryota, Viridiplantae, Streptophyta, Magnoliopsida, Zingiberales, Zingiberaceae.
GGUGGCUAAGGGAUUAGGUUUUCUUUUGCAGUGGAGUGAAUACCCGUACCCGGUUGUUGGAGGAAGAGAGCGGCUAGGGUUGUUGCUCGCUUAUCUUUUCGAUCGUCGGCCCCCGAAUCCUAUCUUUUAUCGUCAUUUUGAAGCAUCCUUCUAUUGUUUUUGAUGGAGAUUGUAUCGCUGCGGCGGCCUUGCUAGUGCCGAGGAUUAACCUGGUGCUGUUCUGAGGCCGGCGAUCUGAGCGGGACCCUGUCGAGAUGGCGACCGUCAACCCCUUCGAUCUACUGGGAGACAACGAAAACGAUGAUCCAUCGCAGUUCGUCGUCGCCCCUCUGCAGAAGGUGGCGGCCAAAAAACCCGCCGCGCCAGGCAUCACUGCUCCGACAGUGGCGAAGCUUCCCGUGAAACCGGUUCCCCCUGCACAGGCCGUGAGGGAGUCGAGGGAAGGCAGGAGCAAUGCUGCCCCUCCACGUGGUGAUGCUGGCCGUGCUGGACUUGGACGUGGAAGAGGUGGACGAGGCCCAAGUCGUGAAUUUGGGAAUGAGAACGUGAAUGGGUUUUCUAGGAGCUACGGUAUCGUUGGAGGUGGAGGUGGUGGUGGAGGCGAAGACGGUGAUGCUGACAAGCCUGAAAAGGCACGUCCUGCACGUCAUCCCUUUGGCGGUGGCCGUCGUGGUGGAUACGGGGGCCGCGGUGGCUAUGGUAAUGACGAAUCUGGAGGUGAUGAUGAACGGCCUCCUCGCAGAUUGUACGAGCGUCGCAGUGGUACUGGUCGGAGUUAUGAGGUGAAGCGUCAGGGUGCAGGUCGUGGUAACUGGGGAACUGUAGCUGACGAUGCACUUUCACAGGAAAAGGAGGAUGCCCUCAAAUCCUAUGAGAAGCCAACUGAUGGGCACCAAGAACGGGAAAACGCACCAUUAACAGAGGAGAGCAAGGAUAAGGAGGAUGCAAUUAAGGAGACUGAAGAAAAGGAAGAGGACAAGGAGAUGACUUUGGAAGAAUAUGAGAAAAUAAAAGAGGAGAAAAGAAAAGCCUUACUUGCAUUGAAAGCCGAGGAGAGGAAGGUUGAAAUCGACAAGGAGUUGCAGUCUAUGCAGCUACUAACAACAAAGAAAGAAAUGGACCCUAUUUUUGUUAAAUUGGGUUUUGACAAAGAUGCAGGGAAAAAGAAAGAAAAUGUUGAUGGUGAUGAACGGAGCAAAAAACCCCUGAACAUCAAUGAGUUCUUCAUGACUGGCGAAGGUAAGCAAUACUACAGCUCUGCUAGCCGUGGACGUGGCCGAGGAAGAGGUGACCGUGCACCAUUCAGAGGUGGUUUUGGCGGCCGAGGUUCGAGCCUCGUCGAUGCUGCUCCAUCUAUUGAAGAUCCCAGCCAGUUUCCCAUGCUCAGCGCCAAGUAGGUCAAAAUUUUAAAACAAUGGCAAUACCAAUCUGUGAGUUUUAGCUCAUUAUCUAAGACUGUGUUGCUUCCUGAGAAAUAACUUUGGGUCGAGUUGGUUCAUUUCACUUUUCAACUAUGUAUAAUGGAACUCUCUCGAACUGUGUUCCUAGGAAUGCUUGUUACUUUCAUUUAUUUAUAAUCUUCAACCUAGACUGAUUCUAUUUGGAUAA